Molecule: messenger RNA, 1104 nt
Organism: Saccostrea echinata
Lineage: Eukaryota; Metazoa; Mollusca; Bivalvia; Ostreida; Ostreidae
Product: proteasome assembly chaperone 1-like
Exons: 6
Coding region: 21-842 (273 amino acids)
Biological process (GO): proteasome core complex assembly
Cellular component (GO): endoplasmic reticulum
Molecular function (GO): proteasome binding
Source: RefSeq, a predicted model, not a curated record
UUUAACAUUGACUUUGAAAAAUGGCAACAUUCUUUGGCGAAAUUUUGCCAGUCAUUUCCAGAGCUGUUGAUGAUGACGAAGAAGAGGAGUCGUUUGAAAAUUUAGAGACAUCAGUGAAGCUGAGAUGGAAAAAAGAAAUCAAAGAAGAAUUAGAAUUAACAAAAGAUGAGAAACUUCAAGUUGAUGCCUUUGUUUUAGCUAUUGGCCCUGCAGCAACAGGUUUCACCCAGACGUAUGUUACACACAAGAAUUACGAGGUUAUAGGUGGACUGUUUUGUGGGAUGAAGGAGGAUGAUGUAAACACAUUUGGACAGACAUCUCCCACGGAUAAAACCUGUUACAUCUACAGGAAAUGUGAUUAUCCUAGUGCUCUGGUCUGUGAAUGUAACUAUGAUGUAAGGCCAGAGUAUGCCCACUCAUUUGUUAAUCAGUUAAUGUCCUUUCUCAACCUCAGUGAAGGUCAUGUUGUGAUACUGAGUUCAGCCUUCACUAGUGAGUACAAGUCAGAAAUCCCCACAUCAGACAUGAACCCUCCUUUCCUGAGAGCCCUGAAAACAACCCAAUUCCUGGGAACUCCUCUAGCUCCAUAUUUAGAACAACCUAAUGUAGUUACUGGACUUGGAGCUCAAGUGAUGACAUAUUGUCACAUCCACAAAAUUAAGGCUUUGUUAUAUGUGUGUUACACAGACACCAUACAUCUAGACUUUGCUACCAUGAAAACAUUUCAACCUCUUAUUGAAACUACUCCUAUACAUUUGAUACGAGAGAAGAAUACCAAGGCUAGUGAAACCCUGAAGAAAAUUGUGGACUUGCACACCAAACACAGCACUCUUUAUUUAUAGCAUUAAAACAUUGCGUCUUUCUGAGAUUCUCUUUGUGACUAUGCUAAGAUUUGAUUGGUACAUUCCAAUCUUGUACAUCUGUAAUGUGUUCACAUUGCUUAUACCCACUUCACAUCAGGCUGUUUUACGUGUGUAUUUCUGGCUGUUGUCAGUGUUUGGUGCAUUUGUUCUACAUUGAAAGGGGAAUAACACAAGAACAAAGUACAUUUGAGAUUGAAAGAACUUGUUACAAUAAGUAUUAAAGUCUUCGUCAUGUAACUCA